GUCCAGGUCCAGGUUCUCUCAGGUCUCGCAGAUCCUCAGAACCUUCAGGUGGGAGGAGGUCAGACUUCAGACCCUCCCUCGGGGCUUUUAGUCCGCUAAUUCACACAUCUACGACUUUGAUCAGAACCUGCUCGUCGCCACUGAUCCUCCCGGCCCCUCUCUUUUUUUAGCAGCUCCACACCUCCUUGGCUCGCCCCGCCAGCAGGGCGGAGCCUCUCGGGUGGUCUGAGCAGCGCCUGGCUCAGCCUGCAGUGGUGAAGCGUUGAGCCGUUCGUCCUGCCGCACCGCUCGUCCCUGGGAUCCCACCGAUGCUCCAGCCGGAUCUCCCAGCAGAUCAAAAGUGACCGCAGCCGCCGCGUCCUCCUGGAGCUCCUCUUCUCGUCUACUUGGGUCUCGGGGUCGAGCGAGCGGGCAGCUGAGAGUGCGGCGCCCCAGCAGCGAUGGCGGACAGACCGGGCGUGGCCACAGGUGGCGGAGACGACGCGGGCAGCAUCAUGGCGCUGCUGGAGCGCGUGGCGGGCCUCAUGGACAGUGUCCAGGUCACGCAGCAGCGCAUGGAGGAGCGUCAGCUGGAGCUGGAGAACACGGUGAAAACCAUCCAGACGGACGUGGUCAAGCUCACCAGCGACCACGCCAACACCAGCUCCACCGUGGACCGGCUGCUGGAGAAGACGCGCAAGGUCGGCCGCCACAUCAAGGACGUCAGGGUGCGCGUGGAGAACCAGAACCUCAGGGUGAAGAAGGUGGAGGCAACCCAGGGUGACCUGCUGGCCAAGAACAAGUUCAGGGUGGUCAUCUAUCAGGGUGACCAGGAGGUGAAGGCUGUCACGCCAGGAAACGAACCAGCGGAGUCCAGCGGCGGCGCUGCAGCCGGAGCCGAGAUGGAACCGGACAAGUUUGAGCUUCCUCCAGACUCGGAUGAAGAGUACAUGGUUGUGGAGGAGGCCGACUCCUCGUCAGCCGGCCGCAUGAAGAAGACGGGGCUGACGCGCAUCGAGAGCUUCAAAGCAACAUUCUCCAAGGAGAACAUGAGCAAGACCCGCGACAACCUGGGCACCAAGGUCAACAAACUGGGCGAGCGCAUCGUCACCGCCGAGAGGCGCGAGAAGAUCCGCCAGUCCGGCGAGCGGCUGAAGCAGUCCGGCGAGAGGUUUAAGGAGACCAUCACCAAGAACGUCCCGGCCAAGCUCAACCUGAGGAAGGAAAGGACUGUGGCCGAGGGUCAGGAAGGGGCCGAGGGGGCCACGGAGGGACACCAGCCCGUCCCCCCUCCCAAGGGCCGCAAGACCAGUCCGCGCUCCGCCGCCGCGGCCGACCAGACGGAGGAGUCCGAGGUUCCCAUGUACGACAUGAAGCAGCUGUCAUAAAGCAGGAGGUCCGGGCCGUCGCGGUGAGACCAUGGAGCAGGGGAAGGAGCUGGGGAGCGUCUGCUGGCGAGCAGCGCCGCGGCAACCAAGAGGAACGUCUUUAAACGUUGUCCAAGGACGCCAGCAGACAACCGACGGCCACUGACCCUUCUGACUGAACACCAGCGAUAAUCAACAGAUUAUGUGCUUCACUAACUCAUUUCCAUCUCGGUAAACGUCACUUUUGUUUUUUGUUCAAUAAACACUGACUUUGGAAACACGAACAGAGCUCAGCUCAAAGCUUCUCUUGUCCACGGCUGCCGUCAGCGAGGUUGAGAUGGAAUGUCUUUACGGGACGUUUGGGUCCGGAACGCGCUUGAGAGAAGAAAACGUACGAGUUUUGUCAGGAUAGAGGAAGUUCGUCCCUCUGAAGGUCUUCAUGAGUUCUUCGCUGUGACACGGGAGACGUCCCAGACCAGAGGCAGAGAACCGUUCUGGUUCUGGUUCUGGUCUGACAACAGAGAACCCGGAGAUCCCUCCAGUGUGUUCUCAAGUGGAACAUUUCCCUACGACUUUGACACCUCAGUCAGCUCAGAGCCCGUUAAAGAUCAGUUGGAUGUGGAAGUUUGCCCCAGGAAGCAUUAAGAGGAGGCACUGGUUAAGAGAUAUUAAAGCUUUAGAAGUAAUUAGUUGUGCCCACUUGUCAAAGAUAAUAAAAUGUUUCGCUGCUACAGGACAAACCCUCCCAGGAUUUGAUCGGCCGGUCAGUAAUUCAAGGCCACGCCCCUUCGCCACAUCAUCAACAUUACUACAAAGCAGUUGCAUUUCACUUACAAGUACCCGUUACUUUUACUCCCAACUCUCAAAAUGAUUUCUUUAGUGUGCCGCCGGGAAGUCCUGGGUUAGUCACGUGAACGAGGAGCAGCGGCGCUUCGGCUGCAGCCACAAAACUCCACCAGGCUGAAAGCGAAAUGACCAAGACAAGAAAGGCGGUAAAAAGAAGCUGAAGACAUUCGACCAAUCAGAACCUUUCAGUGCGGCCAGGGCACAAAUCAAAGGCUCCUAUUGGUGGUAAAAUAUCUCCAUGUUGGUUUAGUUUGUGGUGCCUAACGUGGAAAUGCAGCUCGCUUCUGUAUGCAGCCUGUGAGGAGGCGGGAUUACGUGUCCAGCGCCUUCCUGCUGAGCGAUGCAACACUUCACCCGACAAACGGGCUUUUAUUUGGAUUGUAAAGAAGCCCUGUAACCCUGUUUGUCAAUAUUUCUGCUCUGAUGAGGGAUAUUUGAGCUUUAGUUAUGGUAGCGAGUGACUGCAUGGCUGUAGUUUUAAAGCAGUUUGUGUUUGUUAAUGUUAAGAAAUAAAAGUUUACUCGAGUCAUUUCUGCAGCCAGAGUGGAUGAUGAUUGUGAAAGCUUCGUUUUAGCAGUUCAAGAGUAGCAGGAUCAUGGAGUGUAAUCGUUCUCUCGUUCUACUGUUUCUCCAUUUUCAGGUUUAGUGCCGACUUCAGGAGGCCGAGCAGUUGGAUACUGAGAAGCAUCAAGUUUUCCCUUUUACAGACUCCCUUUUACAGAGUGUCAAUCAAACAUUUUAUUUUAAAUGUGUGGGUUUAGAACAAAGUAAUAUACAGAAAUUAAUGUGUGAUUAAAGUCUGAAAUGUGUUUUAACAGAGACAGGAAACUUUCAAGUGUUUUUGUUCAAGAGCACGAGCCUGAGGAGAUGUUCUUCAGCUGUUUUGAAGGUUUUGUUGUUUUUGUGCUUUUAUAUCUAGUUUUGCUUCUUUAGGUUUUUUUUCUGCAUUCUGAGACUCUGAACUGAAUUUUGACGCUGAGUUUUUAUGUUUUCUUUUAUAACUUAGCUGAAACAUCAAAACAUGUCCUUGUGUUAAUAAUAUUAAAGUUGGGAAGCUACUGGUUAAGAUGUGUGAAUGUUCUUAAAGCCAGUCAGUAAGCCGAGUGACGGAUGCUGACCUUCAGCGCUCUCUAGUGGACACUUUUGGCGUAACGACAUCCAAUAAUAAAUUAUUCAAUCUAAAAUCA
This is a messenger RNA of Cololabis saira (Pacific saury), 3379 nucleotides long. It is a transcript of the gene cavin4b, whose product is annotated as caveolae associated protein 4b. Bases 441 to 1367 code for a protein of 308 amino acids. The transcript has 2 exons. The record is from RefSeq and is a predicted model, not a curated record. Lineage: Eukaryota; Metazoa; Chordata; Actinopteri; Beloniformes; Belonidae. Gene Ontology annotation, biological process: regulation of gene expression. Gene Ontology annotation, cellular component: cytoplasm; caveola.